Aspergillus wentii DTO 134E9 is the source of this 334-nucleotide messenger RNA. RefSeq lists its product as uncharacterized. The transcript has a single exon. The coding region runs from base 59 to 253 and encodes 64 amino acids. Lineage: Eukaryota; Fungi; Ascomycota; Eurotiomycetes; Eurotiales; Aspergillaceae. The record is from RefSeq and is a predicted model, not a curated record.
AUGUCCAGAUCAGUCUUGAGCAUUCUGGGAAGGGUGGGAUCUUCCAAGGCAGAGUGAGAUGGAAAAAUUGCGCCAUGCGUUCCUUCUUCUUUUUCGCAACGCCAGCAAGAGACAAAACACCACUCCAUUUCUUUCAACUCUCCCUCAACUCUCCCUCAACUCUCCCUCAACUCUCCCUCGUCCAAGCACAGCUAAAAUGAACAAGACCUCCUGGGCAUGCAAAUGCCUCUGUCUCUGCACUGUCACUGUCUGACAUUGUCUCGAGGAUAUACGUACGAUAUCCCCUCUUCAAAUACCCAUCCAACACGCGCUACCUAGGUCCACCACACUACCC